Molecule: messenger RNA, 1958 nt
Organism: Mustela erminea (ermine)
Lineage: Eukaryota; Metazoa; Chordata; Mammalia; Carnivora; Mustelidae
Gene: NUP35
Product: nucleoporin 35
Exons: 9
Coding region: 440-1378 (312 amino acids)
Biological process (GO): regulation of DNA-templated transcription; NLS-bearing protein import into nucleus; nuclear pore organization
Cellular component (GO): nuclear membrane; nuclear pore central transport channel; nuclear pore nuclear basket
Molecular function (GO): phospholipid binding; structural constituent of nuclear pore; single-stranded DNA binding
Source: RefSeq, a predicted model, not a curated record
UGAUUCCUUCCUUGUCCUGGGCCUUGUAAAAGCAAUCUGUUAUUAAUAGAAACUUGAAUCGUGCGACAUUUAACCCGUUGAUGAUAGCUGUGGAGAUACUGGCUAGUAUCUCCACAGUUCGUACCAUUUUCCCGCCUUUAUCUUGGGGAAGUGACUUUGUAGGAGGUCUUUUCCUCUAAUCGGUCACGGAAUGAAAUUUUAAAAAACUUCGCAUUGUUAACGGAGAGCCUUGCUGAAAGUGUUGGGGUGAAAAAAAAAAAAAACCGGGAUGUUUUGAUGAGCGGGAUGUCGAUUUCCUUUUUCUUUGCUGACUCUUGGCACUUGUGGGAACCGUCAACAUUUUUAGAGAAGAAUAUUGUCUGCUAUCGUAGAGACGCAUUUGAAAAUUAGGCUACAACAUUCUGAGCUUGGAAAAGAGAACAAGCGCGGAUCUGAACCAAUGAUGCUAGGUUCACCAACAUCUCCAAAGCCAGGGGUUAAUGCCCAGUUCUUACCUGGAUUUUUAAUGGGGGAUUUGCCAGCUCCAGUAACUCCACAACCUCGAUCAAUCAGUGGCCCUUCAGUAGGAGUAAUGGAAAUGAGAUCACCUUUACUUGCAGGUGGGUCACCACCACAACCAGUUGUACCAGCUCAUAAAGAUAAAAGUGGAGCUCCACCAGUUAGAAGUAUCUAUGAUGAUAUUUCCAGCCCAGGACUUGGAUCAACACCUUUAACUUCAAGAAGACAGCCAAAUAUUUCAGUAAUGCAGAGUCCUCUUGUUGGAGUUAUGACAACUACUUCUACUCCUGGAACAGGACAAAGUGUGUUUAGUCCAGCAAACAUUGGUCAACCACGAAAGACAACAUUAUCUCCUGCACAGUUGGAUCCUUUUUAUACUCAAGGAGAUUCUCUGACUUCUGAAGAUCACCUCGAUGACACUUGGGUGACUGUGUUUGGGUUUCCUCAAGCAUCUGCUUCCUAUAUAUUAUUACAGUUUGCACAGUAUGGGAAUAUCUUAAAACAUGUGAUGUCUAACACAGGAAAUUGGAUGCAUAUUCGUUAUCAAUCUAAACUGCAGGCCCGGAAAGCCUUAAGCAAAGAUGGGAGGAUUUUUGGAGAGUCCAUCAUGAUUGGUGUAAAGCCAUGUAUAGAUAAAAGUGUUAUGGAAAACAAUGACAGGUGUGCUUUAUCAUCUCCAUCUCUAGCCUUUACACCACCAAUCAAAACCUUAGGUACACCAACCCAACCUGGAAGUACUCCUAGGAUUUCUACCAUGAGACCUCUUGCUACAGCAUACAAAGCUUCUACUAGUGACUAUCAGGUUAUUUCUGACAGACAAACGCCAAAAAAAGAUGAAAGUCUGGUAUCCAAAGCAAUGGAGUACAUGUUCGGCUGGUAGCAUAGUACAAGCUAAGAGCUCACCUACCGUGGAGGAGGCUGCUGCACUAAAACAGCAGAGUACUGCUGGCUUCCCUUUUGGUUAGUUGUAUAACCACUCAAGGCAGUACUGGGUAGCUAUCUCAUACUUUCUUUAGAAACCUUUUUCUUUAAGGACACAGCAUAUUUGUAGCUCGCACUUUAAAAGAUGCUUGAGAUAUAUUUUAAAGAAACAAAAAAAUCCCUGUAAACAGGAUUUUGUGCUUUCUGUGACAGUGCAUGCUUCAGCACAAAAACUCAGCAUUGAUUACCGUAAAUUAUCUAAUUGAAUUUGUGGUGAAGCCUUGUAGUCUUCAUGAGUUGGUGGGGUGAAUUUCAUGAAGGGUAACUGGUACAGCUCCUUCGGACAAGACACAAAGAUUAUAAUAAAUAAUUUGAAUUAUGGUCUUUUAAUUUAGAUAGUAUUUAAUAUUUUAAUUAUCCUUGUUUAUGUAUGUCCUGUCGUAGAUUGUCAUCCUUCAGUAUUCUAAAACCAAAACAGUCUUUUUAAAAACUUAACUAAAGUUUCUUGAUAAUAAACUUUGUCAAUUAUACAUAUUGAA